This is a messenger RNA of Prorocentrum cordatum, 537 nucleotides long. The record is from the annotation of a GenBank genome assembly. Lineage: Eukaryota; Dinophyceae; Prorocentrales; Prorocentraceae.
AUGAUGGGUGGCGAGGCUUUGAUGAAGUUGCUCGUUUUGGGUAUCGAUGCCAAAAUGGCGGUCCUUGCGAAAGACGCUUACGAGAAGACGUCUGGGAUGGUCUUCGAGUACGGGCACACGGUGUCCCACGCCAUCGAGAAAGCCUACGGGGACGGUGUCGUGCCGCACAGGUUGGGGGUGACCUACGGCAUGAUGUCGAGCUCGUAUGCGGCCAGGAAGUUGGGGAUCAUGUCGAGUGAAGAUCAUGAGCAGCACGACAAGCUUUGCAUGUUGCUGCUGCACCGUUGGAAGCUGCCCGAACCACGGCCCAGCGCCGAGCGUGUGCUGGCGCUCGCGAUGCAGGACUCCAAGCGCGGCAUCACGAGCGAGGCGGAGGACGAGAUCUCGGACGUGCUCCUGAGGAAGAUGGGCGACGUCGUCGAGACGAAGACCAGCAACCUCUCGAAGUUCCCCUGCAGCCUCGUGCACGAGUGGCUGGUCUCCAUGGGCUUCCCCGCCGAGGGCGCGCCCGCGAAGGGCGGCACGGGCGAGCCCUGA